Spodoptera exigua (beet armyworm) is the source of this 1573-nucleotide messenger RNA. NCBI's taxonomy places the organism in Eukaryota, Metazoa, Arthropoda, Insecta, Lepidoptera, Noctuidae. The record is from the annotation of a GenBank genome assembly.
CUGACAGUUAAGAAAAUAGUAGGUCUAUCUAAUCGAUAUAAAAUAAAAAUACAUUCUGUGCGUUGAUAUUGAUAUUAUGCUUUUAUUUAGUAAAUCAAAUAAAAUUGAAAGUCUGUAAAUCAAGUGCGUGUUUUGUGUGAUAGUUGCUAUAAUGGCUCACAAGGAGGACGAAGACUCAUUCCGAGAAGACGACGUAUACAUCAAUGCAGAAGAUGGAAUGCCUAACGUUCAUCCUAAUAUUGCUAAUUUAGAACAAGAAAGCGAUGUGCAAGAUGAAGUUGAUAAUUUCGAUGACUUGCCGAAGUCUGUUAUUGUAACAAACAUACACAGCGAUGUUUUCGCUGAUGAAAAAUUGAAGAAAGGAAUGGAAGAUUUAUUCCGUACAUUUUCAGAUAAUAUAACGUUCCAGUGGCUACGCAGUUUUAAGCGUUUACGUGUAAAUUAUGACAGUCCAUUGGCUGCAGCAAAUGCUCGUGUGCAACUGCAUCAAUAUCAGUUUCAUAAUUCGCCGAUCAAUUGUUAUUUCGCGCAACCUGUCACGCCUGUUUCGAUAAAGAAUCUGAAACCUCCAGCCCCUGUAAAACAAUUUCUGAUCUCCCCUCCAUCUAGUCCUCCUGUGGGUUGGGAGCCUCGUGAAGAAAAUGAACCAUUGGUGAAUCAUGAUUUACUGGCAGCACUGGCCAGCUUAGCUCCUGGAGAGAGUCAUGAGCUGCAUGCACCCACUCCCACACAGCCUGCCAUCAUUGUGCACACUGCUGUGACAUCAGAACAGAGCCCAAUUGUAGCAAAGAUACCUCAUACUCGUUGUCCGGAUUAUUGAAUGCCUUUGGAAAUAAAUCUAGUGACUAUGAAUUAGAAUAGUAGUAAUUAUGAAUGCUUUUUAUUCAAUUGCAUGUCAAUUUUUAUGACAAGUUGAGCCUAAGACAUUACAGCUGUCUGAGAGUUUGCUGUAAAGUGGAAGCUCCAGAAAAAAUGAGCUUUAGAAAUUUAUUAACAAUGUUAGACUAACAGAAGUUUGCUUGUUGAGAUGGAUAUUCAUUUAACAGAAAUUACACAUAAUUAAAUUGGUGCUAUGUUUUAUCAAAAGUAUAUUAAUUAAAUAUUGCUUAUUUUCACUUUAGUUACACAUCUCACCAUCAUUUUGCAAUGUGAUUAGAGUUCAUGACUUCAUUAUCAUCUAAAACUCUACUAAAGUAUGGACAAUAGUUGGAAACAUAUCAAAAAGCAAGCCUUCUAAAUAUAUAUUAACUCCAUAAAUAAGGUGGUUGCUCAAUGAAAUUGGUGUGUAAAUUCAUUUAUAAUUAUAUUUUUGAAUUUUUUUGAACACACUUAUUUUAGUAAUUCAAACAAUUUAUUUAUAUUGGAAAAUAUUGGCUAUAUGUACUUAAGGUUGGCUAACAAGAAAACUUACUAAAUGCAAAAAAAACAAUAUUUACAAUAUUGAGAUCUUACUAUGAAAAUGUAUAUUACACACAUUUGUAUUUAGUGUUAACUUGUGAGCUGGCCUGUUUUUUAACUUGCUCUCUUGUCAGCUGUCUUUAAAAAUUGAUUUAAAAAAUAUAUAAAUAAAAAA